GGUAGUCCAGUUCCUCUCAGUUCAGUGGAGAACAGCACCCACAACAAGCACCAACGAGAGCGAGAGCUUUCAAUCUGGCAAACGACAUGCCGCGGGUGUUGACGCGCUUCAUCGAGGAACCACAAGUGUUCGCCUGCGCGAAUUGCAAGACGCACCUGUCUACCGAGGGAAAUAUUGAAUCGAAGGACUUCACUACACAAAACGGGAGGGGUUUUCUGAUCAACAAAUUGAUCAACGUCACCAACGGUCCUUCCGCUGACAGAAGCUUGAGAACAGGCAUGCAUGUCUGCCAGGAUGUCUACUGUGUGACCUGCGACACCAACGUGGGAUGGAAAUAUAUCAAGGCCUUCAACCAGACCGAGAGGUAUAAGGUUGGGAACUUUGUGCUGGACGCUGUGAAGGUUAUAAACUACCAUUGGGAAUCCGUCGACUAAGGCGGCAUACCUCUCCGUAUUGUCGAUAACUCGAGGGGGAUAGCGACCGUAUCCGAUGAGAAAAUGUGUUGGUGCUGCGGUAGCUGCGCAGGAGCGGUUUAGUUCUAUUAGUGUAACCUAUGGGAAUUUGAUGACCGAUCCACGCGGAAACGGCACAUGUGCAUAAUGUGAACAAGAUUCGACAGCUGAGUAAAUUACCGGUGGAUUUGGGGGAGGUUUACUUAUGAAUUAUCAACGAUGUGAGCGUCAAGCGCGUGUCGUUUGUUCAAAUUAGUGCGUUGUUUCUGGACCUUGACACCCACCUAGCGACGAGCUCUACCUUCCUUCAUUUGGCCGUGGAGAGCCAUACAUGCUGCUUAGAGUGGACAUCUCUUGGCUUCCCCUGUAAAUGCGAAUGUUCGUCGAACGUGCCGAAAGUCUGAUUGACGCAACAGGUGCGUUCUUCGUAUGCAUACUUCCAAACAGAUGAAAGUUUAAGUUUCAAUGCCUUUUGCCGUCCGUGUAGCAGCUUGUUGAAAUCGAAAAAUUGUGUUGCGAUCGGUUGCUCCAUUGGAUUUGAAGCCAUCUGCCCUCGUACAGGUCAUCAUAUGUUCGCGCCACGCUGAACAGGCGAUAUCGGGUUUGCGUUCAGAUACAUAUGAGAGGGGCAGAGUGCAACGACGAAAGUUGCGACGUUGAAAAAACAAGGCGGGUUCACUGCACGCCAAUACGAUGCUACCCUCAGCUGUUGAACAAGUACAGCGGUCCCGCGAAAUGUGCGAUGGCAUGUUUCGCAGCAUCAGUGACCA
Messenger RNA from Ectocarpus sp. CCAP 1310/34, 1222 nucleotides. NCBI's taxonomy places the organism in Eukaryota, Phaeophyceae, Ectocarpales, Ectocarpaceae. The record is from the annotation of a GenBank genome assembly.